UGACGGACAGCGUUACUGUCAGAGGAAACAGGCGAAGGAGACAGAGCGAGGAGACAUGUGAGGACGGAAGACCAAUCAUGUCUCCUGCGCAGGGCGGCACAUGUAGUUGUUCAAACAUCAGGACGUCGAGUCUUUGGGAUUACGGGUCCUUGUCGACUUUGACCGCGUUAGUAGAACUGUGAGUGUGAUUUUAUUUUAUUAUUAUUAUUAUUAUUAUUAUUUUCCCUCGUCCUCAAACUUCAGCCGGAGAGGAAACGUUCCGUUUCUCUACAAAGGUUUCUCCGAGGCCCACAGCACCAUGGUGAACAACCAGACGUCAGGCGUACCGCCGGCACCCAGGUUGUGCGCAGGAUGUGGAGGGAAGAUCGCUGACCGUUUCCUGCUCUUCUCUAUGGAGCGCUACUGGCACACACGCUGCCUCAAGUGUUCUUGCUGCCAAGCCCAGCUGGGUGAUAUCGGCACCACCUGCUACAGCAAAGGGGGCAUGAUUCUGUGCCGCAGCGACUACAUCAGACUGUUUGGGCACAGCGGGGCGUGUAGCGCCUGCGGCCAGUCCAUCCCAGCCAACGAAAUGGUGAUGAAGGCGCAGGGAAACGUUUACCACCUCAAGUGUUUCAGCUGUGCCACCUGUAGAAACCGGCUCAUACCUGGAGAUCGCUUCCAUUACAUCAACGGUACAAUCUUCUGUGAGCAUGACAGACCUGGUGCUGCCUUGCUCAGCAGCCACCUGCCUCCACUUCAGGGCACCUCUGUGCUGACAGACCAGAAGGUCUGCUGAGCGGCAGAACGACACACGCUGCCGUCUCCUUUCCUCCUGAACUUCACAUCAUCGUUGCUGCUCUCGCUGAUUUUCUUUUUUGUGGUUUCGCGUUAUCGUCCUGCCACAUUGCCACUGCCAGGAUGCGCUCUCGUCUCUCACCAUGUCGACAUUAUGUCUUGCGUGGUCGCUGCAUCGUACAGACAAGAACCACCAAACUCUUUCAGUACUGAACAGUGGACGAACACAACAGAGUGAAUGAACAUUUAAAGGACUGAAGCUUUUGUCAUGUGGCGUUAUUUACUCUGUGUCCUUGUGUUAAUGAACUGUGGGGGGGGCAGUUGUCUUCUAUGCCAAGCUGAGAUCUUCCGUGUUGUUCCUGAGUAGGACUUUGUUUGGUGUCGAGCUGGAAUCCAGGCUCUCUUCACUGCAGUCCAAACUCAGUCCAUCUGCUCAAACUGAUGUUAAUCAGUGGAAUCACCUGCUGGAGUGGCUGGUUUGCAAAAGAAACC
Messenger RNA from Thalassophryne amazonica, 1269 nucleotides. RefSeq names its product LIM domain transcription factor LMO4-B (gene lmo4lb). The transcript is spliced from 5 exons. NCBI's taxonomy places the organism in Eukaryota, Metazoa, Chordata, Actinopteri, Batrachoidiformes, Batrachoididae. Bases 299 to 778 code for a protein of 159 amino acids. The record is from RefSeq and is a predicted model, not a curated record.